ACAAAAUGUUAUCCUUUUCAAAGUAAGGUUAUUAAAAUGAUAACAACAUUUUCUUCAGGAUUUUGUAAAAACAAGCAAACAAUAUGUUUAGAAAAGUUGCAUUGGGUAUUUCUGGAGGAGUUGAUAGUGCAGUCGCCGCGCUACUACUAAAACGGGCGGGGUACAAAGUAGAAGGCGUAUUCAUGAGAAACUGGGACAAUAAUUACGAAGCUGGUUUCUGCUCAGAUGAAAGAGAUUUUGAAGAUGCAACAUAUGUCUGUCGUAAGCUAGAAAUCCCAUUGCAUAGAGUCUACUUCAUUAAAGAAUAUUGGAAUGAAGUAUUCACUGUAUUACUCAAGGAGUACGAGAAUGGACUGACACCAAACCCGGAUAUAUUAUGCAACAGAUAUGUUAAGUUUGAUAGCUUUUUUGAACAUUGCAGGAAAAACUUAGGUGUUGAUGCCAUAGCCACUGGGCAUUAUGCUAACACGUCGUUUGGACCAUUCUUAGAAAAAUACAAUGAGAAUGAAGGGGUCAGAUUACUUCAGCCUGCAGAUAAGUUUAAAGAUCAAACAUUUUUCCUAUCUCAAGUGAAGCAAUUUUCUUUAAGAAGAUGUAUGUUUCCUUUAGCAAAUCUUUUAAAAACCAAAGUUAGAGAAAUAGCAAAAAGUGAAUGUUUAUCAAAUGUAGCUACUAAGAGAGAUAGUACUGGAAUAUGUUUCAUUGGAAAAAGGAGAUUUCAGGAUUUUAUUGAAGAAUAUAUCCAGACAAAAAAAGGUCAUUUUAUAGACAUAGACACUGGGCGAGUGGUGGGAGAACACAGUGGACUGCACAAGUGGACAGUUGGCCAAAGAUGCUGCUUGUCUAAUUGGAAACAUGCUUAUUUCAUAUUCAAGAAAGACUUGCAAACAAAUAAUAUUUAUGUUGUAGCAGGCACGAAACAUCCAGCCAUUUGGAAUAACCUUUGUUUCACCAGCUCUCCUCACUGGAUACACAGUGAACCUCCAGAAUUAAGCGAAAAUAAUAUACUCAGAUGUUACUUCAGGUUCCAACACACUAAACCUCUAGUGCCUUGUAAAAUAGUCAACAAUUCUGAAGGCCUCACUAUUAUGCUGGACCAAAAUCUAAGAGCGCUUACUGAGGGCCAAUAUGGUGUUAUGUACAAAGAUGGUGAAUGUUUAGGUAGUGCUAAAAUAAAAGACGUCUGUCAAAAUUUAACUUACGAAUUAUAUACCUGAUUUAAAAA
Molecule: messenger RNA, 1225 nt
Organism: Pectinophora gossypiella (pink bollworm)
Lineage: Eukaryota; Metazoa; Arthropoda; Insecta; Lepidoptera; Gelechiidae
Product: mitochondrial tRNA-specific 2-thiouridylase 1
Exons: 5
Coding region: 84-1217 (377 amino acids)
Biological process (GO): tRNA wobble position uridine thiolation
Cellular component (GO): mitochondrion
Molecular function (GO): sulfurtransferase activity
Source: RefSeq, a predicted model, not a curated record